Messenger RNA from Populus euphratica (Euphrates poplar), 556 nucleotides. RefSeq lists its product as uncharacterized. Lineage: Eukaryota; Viridiplantae; Streptophyta; Magnoliopsida; Malpighiales; Salicaceae. The record is from RefSeq and is a predicted model, not a curated record. Bases 12 to 455 code for a protein of 147 amino acids. The transcript has a single exon.
UAGGGCUCGCAAUGGCCAGUGAAAAGGUUCAAGCCAUGGUUCAGUCUAGCCCUGCAUCAUCAUCCGACCCGCAAGCUCCCACUCAGAAUGUAUACGAUGCUCAAGCGCCCAGUAUUAGGAAACUUGGAAAACACCAUCUCCAUAAAAUGGUCCCGUCCUUCGUGGCCCCAAUUCAUAGCCCAUCUAUAGCUCCUCACCAAGCUGAAGAAAACGUUCAUUCUAUAAGAGAAACCAGUUCUUUGAACCAAAUCAAGUCGUCCUCUGAGCCCAUCAGCACUGAAGAGAGCGCUAGCAUCCAUGUGGAAGAUAUUCACCUUCCAAACCAUCAUCAUUCAGUGGAUAAGUCAAUAGCUGGGGGCGGUGUGAUUCUUGGGGGUCUUGCCGCCGUAUUUUUAGUGGCUGUUUUCUGUUACAUUAGAGCUACUGGCAGACAUAAAGCAGGAGCCGCUUCUUGAGUUAAGUUAUCUAGAGUUGUCUUGCAGGUAUAUGAUAGGGGGAAAACAUCUUCGGUUUCAACACUUUCAAGAAAAUAAACACUAAUAUUCUGAAGGAUAUG